AUGGCGCCGGUGUGCGACGUGUUGUGCGCGUCCCCGGCGGCCGCGAUCCUAUCCACGGCGGUCUGCCGACAGCGCGCGCGGUCGACGAGGACGAGUUCUUUCCUGUCCGAAAUCUCAUUCGCCUCGUCAGCAGUCAUGAUCGCGCGCGCGUCGUGUCGCGCCACGCCCGCCGCGGUGCCGCGGCCGCGCGCGUCGUCGCCCGACGCUCCGCGACGCCGUCGCCGUCGCCCGCGCCGCCAUGCAUCCUCCCCGCCCGAGGUGGUGAACCCGGAGCUGUCUUACGACGAGGAAUUUUGCAUCGUCGACAAAGGAUGCGCGCACGUGAUGCGACAGCUGCGCGGCGCGGACGACGUCGCGAAGCUCGAGACGUUGCUCGCCGAGGUCGCGUUCGACGCGAGCGAGGACGAGUGGAUCGCGCUCUUGAGCGGCGGCGGCGCGGAGGACGCGGAGGAGGACGCGACGGCGACGGCGACGGCGACGGCGACGGGGACGGGGGGCGCGCGUCGUCGCUCGCCGUUGCACGGCGCGACGGGGGUGUUCGACGAGCGCGACGACCUCGUCGCGCUCGCGUGCACGACGGUGUACGACCGCGUCGGCGUCGGCGACGCGUCGAUGUCGACGUCGACGUCGACGUCGACGGCGGCGGCGCGCGAAGGAGGAGGAGGAGGACGAUUCGCGUGGUGCGGGAACGUCGUCGUGAGGAACGACUAUCGAAAGCUCGGCGUCGCGUCGAUGGUCUUGAGAGCCGCGCUCGAGGAGACGUCGUCGAAGGGCGCGCGCGAGGUUUACCUCGACGCGUCGGACAUGGGCGUGAAGCUGUACCAGCGCGCGGGGUUCGUCGCGACGUCGCGCGUGCGGCGAUACGCGUUGCGCGACGACCGAGACGCGGCGUCGUCGAACGCCGCCGCCGCCGCCGCCGCCGCCGCGCCGCCGGCGUCGACGCGCGACGAGGACGACGACGUCGACGACUUCGACGACGACGACUUCGAGCGCGUCGUCGCCGCGGACGCGGGGAUUUUCGGCGCGCGGCGCGCGGCGCUGCUGCGCGCGUGGCGAAGCACCGCGCCGGGGUGUUUCGCGUGGGAUCCGGAGGUUGGCUACGCGUGCGCGCACGCUCGAGGGUCCAAGUUGUACGUCGGGCCGUCGGGCGUUUUUGAAAACGUCCCCGUCGAAGCCGUUUCGCUUUUCUUCGAGCGAGUGAUUCGACUCGCCGUCGGCGAAAUGCGCGCGAGGGACGACCUCGACGGCGUCGUCGCGUACGUCCCGGAAGGGUUGGAGGAGGAGGAGGAGGGAGACGACGACGACGACGACGACUCGAACGCGGCGGCGGCGGCGCUGACGAGAGCGGGGUUCGUCUUCGAAGAGCGCACGACGCGGAUGCGGCGGUGCGAGGGCGACGAUCGCGCGCCGCCGGUCGCGUUGGGCGACGCGAGCAGGUGCCUGACGAUAGCGAGCUUAGACUUAGGGUGACGCGUCGGUCGCGGUCGACGCCCGCCCGCCGCGAUUGUUAACCUCAGCUCAGAUCUACUGACGAAAAA
Messenger RNA from Micromonas pusilla CCMP1545, 1538 nucleotides. RefSeq lists its product as uncharacterized. The coding region runs from base 1 to 1470 and encodes 489 amino acids. NCBI's taxonomy places the organism in Eukaryota, Viridiplantae, Chlorophyta, Mamiellophyceae, Mamiellales, Mamiellaceae. The record is from RefSeq and is a predicted model, not a curated record. The transcript has a single exon. Gene Ontology annotation, molecular function: N-acetyltransferase activity.